CGGUAUUUCUAUACUUGUUUUAUAUUCUGGGUUUUGGUUGGCUGAGUUCUCACUCAAAAUAAGAUUCGUUCUCCGUUUUCAGGUUGCACAGGGCAGCAAGGGGACAUGGACAUGUGCUGGUGUCUCAUCUUCUAAAGCCAUUUUUUCAUCAUUUCAUGUAAUUGCAGGCCCAAACACCAAAAUCUUUUCUGGUAGCUGUGGCGACCUGAGGCCCAAACACAUUGGAUCGCAUUUCUCAGCCCAUGUCCAGUCUUAAUUUCAUUAUCUCUUCCGCAUGCCCGUUGCCGUUCUAAAAAACAAGCAGGGCAGGGCAACAGGAACACCUACCCAAGACAAGGACAAAGCUCAAGCCGGGGAGAGAAACAGAGCGUCUGCGACUUUCUACUUCCUGGGGUGAGUCAACAUAUCGAAAUCCCGCACCAGAUCAUUCUGGCGGAUAUUCGGGGCAUUAGAGAUCUGAGAAUCGAUGGAGAGAGAGCUUGUGGAGUUGUUUGAGGCUGCGAAGAAAGCCGCUGAUGCCGCUGCCAGUGACGGAGUUUCCUCCAAUGGACCGGAGGUCGUGAGGUGCGUAGAUGCGCUGAAACAGCUGAAGAGUUUUCCGAUAACGUACGAUGUUUUGGUAUCCACUCAGGUCGGGAAACGACUUCGACCUCUCACAAAGCAUCCUAGGGAGAAGAUCCAAACUGUGGCCUCUGACUUACUAGAGAUUUGGAAAAAGAUAGUUAUUGAUGAGACCACCAGAAAGAAAAAUGGUGCCAUUGAUAAUAAAAGUUCUGGGAAAGCUGAGGUUUCGAAGGUAGAGACCGUUAAAGUUGAGAAGAUUCAAAAAGCAGGCACGGUUAGGGUUGAAAAAAUUGAUCGUGAAGAAACUAUCAAGGUUGAAAAGAUAUCCAAGGAGGAGAAACAUGUUUCUAAUGGGAAGAAACCAUCGCAAGCUCCUAUUGCUCCACCAAAGCUUACUACAUUGGUCAAAUGUAACGAUGCUUUACGUGACAAAGUUCGUGAACUUCUUGUGGAGGCCUUGUCCAAAGUUGCUGGUGAGGUUGAUGAGGAUCUUAGGGAUGAAGUAAGUGCAUGUGACCCAAUCCGAAUUGCUGUAUCUGUAGAAUCUGCAAUGUUUGAAAAGAUGGGUCGGUCAAAUGGAGCCCAAAAGUUCAAGUACAGAUCCAUAAUGUUCAACAUGAAGGAUCCAAAUAACCCUGAUUUGAGGAGAAAAGUACUUCUUGGACAGGUCCAACCAGAGAGGCUCAUCACAAUGACCCCUGAAGAAAUGGCAAGCGAACAGAGACAACUGGAAAAUAACCAUAUUAAAGAGAAAGCAUUAUUUGAUUGUCAGCGAGGUGGUCCACCAAAAGCCACAACUGAUCAGUUCAAGUGUGGUCGUUGUGGUCAGCGCAAGACCACUUACUAUCAGAUGCAGACUAGGAGUGCAGAUGAACCUAUGACAACGUAUGUAACUUGCGUAAACUGCAACAACCAUUGGAAAUUCUGCUAGUCUGGACUUAGGUAGGACUGCCCUUCUGAGGAACAAAUAUGGAGCUGAUUAUCUGCUAAGCUCCACUUUACUUGUAAUGAGUUUGUGAUAAAAUGUCUGGACGAAAAAAUCUUUCAUUAAUAUCCAUUUGCUGUAGGAAA
Molecule: messenger RNA, 1635 nt
Organism: Hevea brasiliensis (rubber tree)
Lineage: Eukaryota; Viridiplantae; Streptophyta; Magnoliopsida; Malpighiales; Euphorbiaceae
Product: transcription elongation factor TFIIS
Exons: 4
Coding region: 467-1495 (342 amino acids)
Biological process (GO): transcription elongation by RNA polymerase II; DNA-templated transcription
Cellular component (GO): nucleus
Molecular function (GO): nucleic acid binding; zinc ion binding
Source: RefSeq, a predicted model, not a curated record